Ostreococcus tauri is the source of this 1311-nucleotide messenger RNA. Its product is annotated as WD40 repeat. The record is from RefSeq and is a predicted model, not a curated record. Gene Ontology annotation, cellular component: CAF-1 complex; nucleus. Bases 1 to 1311 code for a protein of 436 amino acids. Gene Ontology annotation, biological process: nucleosome assembly; DNA replication-dependent chromatin assembly. Lineage: Eukaryota; Viridiplantae; Chlorophyta; Mamiellophyceae; Mamiellales; Bathycoccaceae. Gene Ontology annotation, molecular function: protein binding. The transcript is spliced from 2 exons.
AUGGUUCGCGUGAAGACGAUCGAGAUACGCUGGCACGCGGGCGACGAGAAGACCAAUCAACCGAUCUUAUCGUGCGAUUUCAACCCGAGAACGGGCAUACUCGCGACCGCGGGCGCUGAUCGCGAGAUCAAGCUCUGGAGCGUAGAUGCGGACGCGGACAGAGAAAUCAGCGUGACGCACAGUGAGACGCUCACUGGACACGCGCGGGCGGUGAACUGCGCGCGGUGGAACACUCGCGGAGACAUGCUGGCGUCUGCUGGGGACGGUGGAGAGGUGCUGGUGUGGCGACGGACGGAGGAGGCGUCGACGUCGACGAAUGCGCAUGGCGACGCGGUAACGUGGAAGCCCGCGAGGACGCUUCGGGGACACUUGGACGAUGCGCUGGACGUGAGUUGGGGUCCGAAUGAGACGCUUGCAAGCGCAUCAGUAGAUAACACGACGAUUCUAUGGAACGUUGAGAGCGGGUCCGGAUUGGUGAAGCUACAAGAGCACUCGCAUUACGUCCAAGGUGUGGCUUUCGAUCCUCGAGGCGAAUACGUGGUAUCGCAGUCGCCUGAUCGCACCGCGCGCGUGUACACCCUGGGUGAACGCAUUACGAGUAAGAGUGUGAAACACGCGAAGAUGAUCAAGACGCUAGAAGAUCCGAGCGGUUGCGCGAGUAUGCGUGAUGACUCCAUGACUUCCUUCUUCCGCCGACCGGCGUGGAGCUUGGACGGCUCAUUCUUCGUGCUUCCGGCGGGCAUGUUCAAGCGAUCUAGCGCGGAGCGUUCGUUGAACACGAGCUUGGUUUUCGCUCGUCAUGAUUUCAACGUCCCGGCCAUGCACCUUCCGGGCGGUGAAACCCCGUCGGUGUGCGUGAGAUUCAACCCGGUGCUCUUCGUCAAGCGUGAAAGACAGUGCGAGCACGUUCCCACGGAUUUGGCGUACAGAAUCGUCUUCGCCAUCUGCUCGCAAGACAGCGUGACAGUUUACGACACGAGCGAAAGCGAACCGAUUGUACAUGUUUCGGGGAUCCAUUGCACUUCCAUCACGGACGCGUCGUGGCAUCCGGACGGUCACACGCUUGUGGUCACGAGCACCGAUGGCUUCGCAUCUGUCGUUGCGUUCAGAAAGGGUGAGUUGGGGGCGGUCAUGUUAGAGGCGGACGUCCCUGAAGAUGUCCGAAGCUUGCUUCCGUCGGUCAGAGCUCGACAGAAGCCGCCCUCAUCGGAGAUACAAUGCGCACCACUCGUGCCGCGUGCGGAGACUGUCAAAACGAAAGCCGUGCCGGUGCGCGUAGCUCCUGUUCGCAUUGCACCCAUACCGAUGUAA